CACACCCACAACUGUCACGGCAGCGGCUCGUUUUCCACGCAGUCACACCGUACGACCAGGAAGUCGUAAAGCGACGCACACUCUUCCCGUGAUCAUAAUAUUUUUGAAGGCUUCCCACGAGAUCGAGCGAUGUGAUCUGUUCUAAAAUGAGUAAGAGAAAAGGCAAAGUGAUCACUGAAGCAACAACUUUCAAGAGCCGCAAAGUCGCAGCUGCAAGUAUCGAACAUACGCCAGAUGAUGCAAACCCAAGUCAUCAGGGGAUCUGUUCCAAGGCCUUCGCUCAGUUUUCUACAGGUGACAUUGGACUCAUUGAAAGCAUCACUCUGAAGAAUUUCAUGUGCCAUCAUUCUUUUGGUCCGUUCCAGUUUGGGCCAAACGUGAAUUUCAUAGUUGGUCACAAUGGAAGUGGAAAAAGCGCUAUCCUGACCGCUUUGAUUGUAGGCCUCGGGGGAAAGGCCACUGUGACGAACAGAGGAAUGUCGCUGAAAGACUUUGUGAAGACCAAUGAAAAUACUGCAGAUAUAACAGUAAAGCUGAGAAACAGAGGGCCAGAUGCUUACAAAAAGGAUGUUUACGGCGACAGUAUCACCAUUGAACAUCGGCUCUCGAGUGAUGGAUGCCGGACCUGCAGGCUGAAAAGCAAAUCAGGACAUCUCGUCUCAAACAAAAAGGAGGAAUUAACGGGCAUUUUGGACCACUUUAACAUCCAGCUGGAUAACCCAGUAUCCAUUCUCAGCCAAGAAAUGAGCAAGCAGUUCCUGCAUUCGAAAAGUGAAACAGACAAGUAUAAGUUCUUCAUGAAAGCAACUCUGCUCGAGCAGAUGAAGAGAGAUUACAUCCACAUUAAACACACUAAAAUGGUCACGCGGGAGCAGGUUGAGAGGCAAGAGGAGUGUCUCAAGGACCUGAAGCAAGAGUUCCUGCAGAAGAAGGAACGAUAUGAAAAUGUUGCAUCCUUCAGUGACAUGAAGGUUGUUUUAGAGAAUCUGAAGAAGGCGAUGGUAUGGUGUUUGGUGAGUGAGAAGGAGCAGCUCUUAAAGCAGUUGAAGGAAGACAUUGAAAAGGAAGAAAAUAAUUACAAACCCAAGGAUAACCUUCAGCUCUGUCAGACGAAGAUCAUACAGCUAGAGAAGAAGCUUCAAUGCAUCAAAAGCAAAAUUGACACUCUGAGAGAAGAGCAAGAGUCUCUAUCAGAGGACAAUGUUAAGUUGAAAGAACAAGUGAAGAUCAUUAGCAAAGCACACAAGGACCAGGAGGUCGUUUAUUUUCGAGCUCUAAACAAGCUGAAACAGUCGGAACAAGAGCAAAACCUUCUCCAGGAGAAGCUUAACAAGGCAAAAGCAAGUAAGAGUCUGAACAGUGAGGGAGACUCGGAAUACACGAAACGGCAGAAGAGUUUAAGUAAUCUGAAAGAGCAGCUUGCAGAGCUCGAGAAUAAGUGCACGCACCUGAAUCAAGACAUCAAGAACAAACAUCAGGCGCUUCUCAAAGGGAAGGAAGAACUGGACAAGCUGAGACUGGAGGAAAGGAACGUACAGGCUUCAUACGAGUCCAAACUAAAGAGGAAGAAUCAGCUGCUCGCCAGUCGAUCGAACAAACUAAAGCGCUUUGGAGACCAGGUGCCUGACAUGAUGAGUGCAAUUAGCGAGGCUUAUGCCACGGGACGCUUCCUCAAGAGACCUGUUGGUCCAAUAGGGGCAUGUAUCAGUUUAAAGGAUCCCUCGUUAGCUGUGGCUGUGGAGUGCUGUCUGCGGAGCUUCGUGAAGGCGUUCUGUUGCGACAACUACAAAGACGAGGCGGUCCUCCAGGAGCUGAUGACUCGCUUUUAUCCAAAGGGCAACAGGCCACAGAUUAUCGUCAGCCCCUUCUCUGAUAAACUGUACAACAUUCAUGGAAGGAAAGCAUAUCAUCCGGAGUACCCAUCGGUAAUGGACAUAAUCACAGCAACAAGCCCAGUGAUUAUCAACUGUCUGAUUGAUAUGCGAGGGAUAGAAUCAAUCCUUAUAAUCAAAGAAAAAGAUAAAGCGAGGAGGGUCAUGCAGCACUGCCGUCCACCUAAAAACUGCCGUGAAGCCUUCACUGUUGAGGGGGAUCAGGUGUAUCCAAACCGUUAUUACACGUCUGAUUUCAGCAUGGCAAGAUAUCUCGGUGGGGACACUGAGACUGAAAUAAGUAUGCUGGACUCAGACCUGGAGAAUUACCAGGCUCAGCUGUCCAGGUUUCAGCUCCAAGUAAACUCUGUCACCGAAGACAUUGUGAAUAUGGAGAGCAAUCUUAACAACACCAUCCUGACCAUGAAGACAACACUGGCUUCUGUGAAUCAUGUCAAAGCAGCAAUAACUGAUCUGGUGACUGCUAGUGAGGAGCAAAUUAAUGACAUCAGCUCACUGGAAGAGGUUGCCCAAGAGAAUCAGCAGAAAAUCGAGGCAGAGAAGCAAAGUGUUCAAGAAGCAAAGGCAGAACUCGACAAGCAGCGAAAAAUGGCCGAAGACUCAGAUUCCAAGUACUCAUCUGUCAGAGACCGGAUUGAUCAGCUUCUAGAGGAAAUAGAGCCCCUUAAGGAUGAACAGCUGAAACUGGAGACGGAGUGUGCCAAGCAUGAACGAAACCUGAAAAUCUUAGAAAACAAAGUGAAGGCUCAUGAUGACAACAUUGAAGGCAUGAAAAAUGAACUUGCCCAAAGAGAAGAGGAGCUACAGGAAUACGUGGCAAAGGCUAUAGAGAUCAGUCCUGAACGGCAGCACGUGGUCGGCAACACCAAGAGCAUCGACACAGAAAUCACUCGACUGAAUAAGAAGAUCAAAGUGUACGAAAGCGACCACGGCGAGCAGCAGCAGGUGGUCAGGGAGUACGCCGAGGCCCUCGCUCUCUACAGAGAGAAAACCAACCAAGUAAGAGAUUUGCGGAGGUUCAUCGAUCGUCUGGAUAACAUCAUGUCAGACAGGCAGAACAGAUACAAAAUAAUGCGUAGGUCCCUGUCUGUCAGAUGUAAGUUAUACUUCAAUAACUUCCUAAUAAAGAUGAACUGCUGUGGAUCUAUGAUUUUUGACCACAACAACGAGACGCUCUCUAUCAUGGUAAAGCCUCCAGGCAGGGAGGAGGAUGGUGUGAGUGACAUGAGGUCGCUGUCCGGUGGUGAGCGCUCCUUCUCCACUGUUUGUUUCAUGCUCUCACUGUGGGAGAUCACCGAGUCACCCUUCAGAUGCCUCGACGAGUUUGACGUCUACAUGGAUAUGCACAAUCGAAGAAUCUGUCUGGAUCUGCUUCUGGAGUUGUCAGAGCGGCAGCAUCUUCGACAAUUUAUCUUCAUUACACCUCUGAACACCAGCAAUCUACCCAAGUCGGACCUUAUCAAAAUCCACCAGCUGCGGGCUCCAGAAAGACACCGGGGUCAAACAGAAGAUGAAGAUGUUUAAACUGAGCUUCAGUGACAUCAGUGGAUGAAUGUUAAUGGGCAUUACUGUAUACAGUUAUAAAAAAACAUUUAUGAACCCUUUUGAAUUACCAGGAUGUCUUCAUUUAAUUGCUCUAAAUGUGGUGUGAGCUUCACCUAAGUCCCCAGUGGUAUGCUGGCUAGAGUAAACAGGCUAUCUCAAGAGCUGUUUACUUUAGCCGGAAAGAGUACGUGUGCUUUUGAAUUUAUUUUGUGACUUGUAGAUCCUCCUCGGGUAGCAACAACUCCCAUCAGACACUUCCUGUAGCUGGUCUUGAAACUUGUAGAGUGAUGAGGCAUUUUGGACCCCUGCUUCCUACAAAAUAGUUUCAGUGCAUUAACAUUUAUGGACAAGGCGCAACAUCUCACUUGGAUUAAGACAGAGACUCUACCUUUAUCAUUACAAAACCCAGUUUUCUUUAUCAGCUGUUCUGUUGUUGGCUUGCUUAGAAGUUCUAGAUACAACGCCAGGCUCUGAGGUAUCAAAGCAACAUCAGUCCAUGGUUUUAAAAUUAGAUCAAUAGCAACAUAUGAUAUAUUACACCGUGCCAUUAUUCAUUUAAGAAAAAUGCAGCGCCCGCAGGUCGGCCGCUACAUUUCAACUGCAAGACCUACGUGCGCCUGCUCGCCUAAUAGCUGAAGCAGCACCCUUCAGGUCUGGACUUUGACUGAGUCAUUGCAACACCUUGAUAUUUUUUUCUUUUU
This is a messenger RNA of Pundamilia nyererei, 4138 nucleotides long. RefSeq names its product structural maintenance of chromosomes 6 (gene smc6). Lineage: Eukaryota; Metazoa; Chordata; Actinopteri; Cichliformes; Cichlidae. Gene Ontology annotation, cellular component: Smc5-Smc6 complex; nucleus; site of double-strand break. The coding region runs from base 147 to 3416 and encodes 1089 amino acids. Gene Ontology annotation, biological process: double-strand break repair via homologous recombination. The transcript is spliced from 27 exons. The record is from RefSeq and is a predicted model, not a curated record. Gene Ontology annotation, molecular function: single-stranded DNA binding; damaged DNA binding.